AUGCGGCGACCACUCCUCACUCAUCUGCGAAAUGUAGCCCCAUCUAUUUCGAGGUGGAAAGCUGCCUCGCCCAUCCCUCAGAGUCGCCUGCGGGAGAAGGGACUAGAUCCAACCUGGGCCCGGCUCUACAGCACGACGAGAAUACUCGGCCAACAUGCCAAGUCGAAGAUCCAACUACGUCCGUAUCAGCAGGAGAGCAUAGAUGCCGCUCUCGGCUAUCUGGCGCGAGGCGAGAAGAGACUGGGAAUCUCCCUCGCGACCGGAAGCGGCAAGACAGUCAUCUUCAGCCAUCUGCUCGACCAGGUCCCUGCUCCAACUCCACAUGCCACACAGACCCUCAUCCUCGCGCACCGGCGGGAACUGGUGGAUCAGGCGGCAAGGCAUUGCCGAGAGCUCUAUCCGGACAAGACCGUCGACAUUGAGAUGGGCAAGAAGCACGCCUCGGGUGUCGCGGACAUCACGGUGGCGUCCGUUCCUACGUUGAAGUCUCCACAGAGACUGAUGCGUUUUGAUCCCGACCGAUUCAAGCUGAUACUCGUUGAUGAGGCUCAUCAUACCGUCGCGACCAGCUAUCUGAAUAUUCUGAAGCACUUCCGCCUGUCGGACAAAUGCGAGCGAGGCCCGACUGCCGUUGUGGGAGUUUCUGCAACUUUCUCGAGGCAUGAUGGGUUGAAGCUUGGAGCUGCCAUCGAUCACAUUGUCUAUCAUAAGGAUUAUGUGGAUAUGAUCCAUGAGAAGUGGCUGUCAGAUGUCAUCUUCACGACAGUCCGCACGGGAGUCAACCUAUCCAAGGUCAGGGUCACUGGCGGUGACUUCCAGACGGGCGCGUUGUCGAAAGCUGUCAACAACGACGAAACGAAUGCCAUCACCGUCCGAGCAUGGCUCGAGAAGGCUGGGCAGCGGAAGUCCACUCUUGGCUUCUGUGUUGAUUUGGCGCACGUCACGAAUCUGACAGCCAUGUUCCGCCAACACGGUAUCGAUGCACGCUUCAUUACGGGCGACACGCCAACGAAGCAGCGAGAGCAGCGACUGGAUGACUUUAAGGCCGGAGGCUUUCCCGUCCUGCUGAACUGUGGCAUCUUCACCGAAGGGACCGACAUUCCCAACGUCGACUGCAUCUUACUCGCACGGCCCACGCAGUCACGGAAUCUCCUCGUGCAAAUGGUCGGGCGCGGACUCCGGAAGCAUGCAGGGAAGCAGAAUUGCCAUGUCAUUGAUAUGGUCGCGUCUCUCGAAGCCGGGAUCGUUACAACGCCAACUCUCUUCGGCCUCGAUCCUGAAGAAUUGGUAAAGGGUGCGGACAUCAAAGAGAUGGCGAGCCUUGGCGAGCGCAAGGAAAUGGAGAAGCAACGAGUUGAGCAGGCGCUGAACACAUCUGGUCGCGAGAUGCCCGAAUUGAAGGGAGAGAUCACCUUUACCGACUACGACGAUGUCAAUGACCUGAUACAGGACACGUCUGGGGAGCGGCAGAUCCGCGCGCUGUCUCGAUAUGCGUGGGUGCAGAUUGACGAAGGUCGCUACGUACUGUCGAAUCGAGACGGCUCCUACAUGACGAUCAAGAAGGAUGAGGCAGGCGAUCGAUUCAUCAUCAGCUACACGCCCAAGCUCCCGCCGUCGUCGGGCUCGAAAGUGCCGUUCGCGCGCACGAGAGAAGUGGGCAAGGCGAUGACGUUUGAAGAUGCAGUGCAUGGUGGAGACAAGUUCGCGUCCGAGACCUUCCAAUUCGACUUCAUCGCGACGUGGGCGUAUUGGCGCAAGACGUGGGCGUCGGAAGGGCAACUCAGCUUCCUGAACAAGUUCCGAGAACAAGACCAGAAGCUGGAGGCGGGCUCCAUCACCAAGGGACGGGCGGCUGACUGGAUCACCAAAUUCAAGCAUGGUGCGCGAGGACGGUUCGAGCGGAUGCUUGGGCAAAAGCGCAAGGCGGAGAAGAAGGUUGCGAUGAAGUCGAAGUGGCGGGAGCGACAGCAGCAUCAGCAAGUGCAGGUCGGGCCGGUGGCCGCAUAG
Molecule: messenger RNA, 2007 nt
Organism: Lecanosticta acicola
Lineage: Eukaryota; Fungi; Ascomycota; Dothideomycetes; Mycosphaerellales; Mycosphaerellaceae
Source: the annotation of a GenBank genome assembly